Molecule: messenger RNA, 3831 nt
Organism: Lates calcarifer (barramundi perch)
Lineage: Eukaryota; Metazoa; Chordata; Actinopteri; Centropomidae
Exons: 5
Coding region: 117-1676 (519 amino acids)
Source: RefSeq, a predicted model, not a curated record
GGUGAUCCAAAUCUGUGUGGACCACAGAGAACCAUUGAGAACUACAAUUCUGCUGUUGAUCGCCUCCAGAGUGAAGGAACAUCACCAGAUGUGGAAGGAGUAAAGUAUAAAUCGAAAUGGAUGACGCAGAGCAAAUCAACAUAGGCAGUGCCAUCACAAGGGUGUUACCAGACCUCCCAGCCUCAAUCUUGGAUAUUUUAGUGGAAACACUCCAAUCACUGGGGGUAGAGACCACUGAGGAUUUACACUUCAUUCAGGAAGCUGAUCUGCUUACUACGCUGAGACCAAUUCAAGCAAGAAGAUUGGUAGCUGCCUGGAAACAAACCACACAAACCAGUGAAGGCCAUAGCCAGUCAGUGUUGUCCUCUCCAUCUUCUUCAACAUGCUCUUCAGUCAGUCUCUCUCCAUCCUCCACCCAUUGGAUUACUGCUGCAGACUGGGUUGACAACUUCCAGAUCCCAUGGAUGAAGUUUCCUGAAGGUUUGAUGCAGUGUUUAGAGAGGGGGGAAAGGCCAAAUCCACGGCUACGCAGAGAGAUGGUCCGGAUUGUUGUUACUGAAAUGAUGAAAGUCUGUGCCUCUCCCAGUACAAAAGCCUCUACAGAAGUUGCCAAAAAAAUGAUUGCAAAGUAUCCACAGUCACUGAAAGAUGUGAUAGCAGGUGAUGUGGUUGGACUAGGAUACUACUCACUAGUCAAGCAGUUACAAGCGAGAAUUGAAAAUGUGAAGCGGUCUUCAGCACCAAGGAUAAAGAAGCGCAAACAGGAUUCAGAUCAGUAUGACACAGAUGAAAUCCCAGGUGAACAAAGGGCAGCUAUGCAGGACACCUAUGGUUGCAUAAAGUGGGAAAUGGAAUAUAUGCCAGUGAGUGAGACACCAGAAAGCCAACAGGAGAAGAAAGACAAAAUGAAAGCACUCAGUGAACAGACUAACUUCAGCCCAGGUGAAAUAGAAACUCUUAUGAAGUGUACCUACUACAGCCAACGUAAAGACAUAAACAAGGGAACAGAUCUGCAAUCCCUCAUGGAGGGGUGGCCAUUUUUGUUCAAGGAGAUUGGCAUGACAGUCCACUUCCAACAGCUCACUGGGAUAUCGCUGAAAGAGACUUUCCUCACCAAUGUAGAAAAAAAGGGAAAACGGCUUCUGGACUUCAUGAGAAACAGUUGUGCAGACAAGAGCAGAAGAGUUCUUCAGGCUGCCACAAAGCUGGAAAUUCUGAGAGGACAGUUGGAGGGCUGCUCAGAAGAUGUCAAGGAUAUGGUGCUCCUUCUUCUCUCCCACUUUGAUGAAAAAGAGGAGAACCUCUUCCACUACGUUGACCAAACAUGUCUGGCAAAAGAAGUACACGUGGAAAGUUUGCCUGUGACGCCAUGCAUCAUUGUAUGUGGAACGUCAUGCUAUGCUGCAAGACAGUUCAUGCUGAGUGUAGAUUGCAAAGUUGUGAAUGACCACAUCCCCGACUUCAUCUCUGCCAUCUGUUUGAUGUUUGGAACCUACUACUGCCUCAAUAUCCAUUACCCCGUGAGUCUGGGCUCCACACUUGAGUUCCUUCAGAGGUGUUUCUUCAUGAUCAAUCCUGAGAGGGGCACAAAAGUUGAAACAAAGAAGAACAAGAAACAGCUGUCGGUGAACCCAAGAGUCCUCACUCUCAUCACAAAUCUCGCUGGGACAUGUUAAAGAUGGACCUGUCCAGCUGAACUGUUCAAGUCUGACCUCCUCCACAGCAUAACGUAAUUAAUUAACCUGUGUAUUAUUGUGUUGAUUAUUUGAUUAUUGAUUGGUUUGGUUCAUAAAAUGUCAGAAAUGGUGAAAAUGUGGAUCACUCUUUUCAAUGUCUCUGGGGACUCUUUCAGUUACUUUAAACUGCGGUGUGUUUUCUAGCUGGCUUCUUUUUUUUGUUACUAGAAGCAACUUUCCAGAGAGGACAGACGAUGAAAAGAGAUGUGGUAACUGAACAUCAGUGACUUCAUUAAAGUUUGAGUUGUGUUUUCUAGAUUUGACUUGGGUUUUUUUUUUUUUUUCCAACAAGCAACCUUUCGGAAUACUAUUAGUUUACAAUUAGUUUACAAUAAUUCAUAGGUUUUUCAAUAGAGAUUUACCACAAACAGAACAUUUUCAUUUGUUACUGGCAUACUGUAUUUAUUUUAUAUGUUAUCACUGUAUUUUUUACAGUGAAAUUCUGGCAACCACAGCUGCCAGUAUUUUACUGUAAAUUAUACAGAUUUUUUUAUAAUAUAGACGUUAUUUUUAAAGAAAAUUACUGUAAACAGAUUUACAAUAGAUGUGUUUUCUACAUAGUAAUUUACUGUAAACAAAACAGUUUUCAACCAUGAAAUUUACAGUUCCUAAAAAAGCAUACCGUAAUGUCUUAUACAUGGUCACAAUAUUUUUUACAGUAAAAUUCUGGCAACCACAGCUGCCAGUAUUUUACCGUAAAAUAUACAGAAUUUUUUUUACAGUGCAUUGACGAUAUGGGAGAUGCUGACUAUUUGGCAGCAAUACAGGGUUUCUGGUUCCAUAAGCCAUGAUUACAUUAGUUCUAGGUGACUGUGGUGACUUACACUCUGAACUUCACUUUUUUUGUUUUUAGAAAUCAGUCAUGCCGGGCACACUAGCAAAGCAACUGUUUUUCUUGGACCUCUCGCUGUUUCAAUGUUUCCAGUACAUUUGUGACAUUUCCAGGGAACAAACCUAAAAAAAACAUCCACAGGGGUGGAGGUGUCUUAAAACAACAAUUUAUUAAAUCUGGAGUCUUGAGACCUUUGGCAUUUAUUUAUCAGGUUUUCCCCAUUAAGAUGCGUUGCAGAAAAGAAGCCAUUCUUACCAGACCUCCAUCAGUAAAUGAACAAGCCUACACGAAUAGGAAGUCCUUCACCAUUACUGUGCAGAUAAACUACAGCAUACUAUUGUCCUAGGCCAAACCCUCUGGUGACCCUGAGACAGCAACAUUAUAAAAUACAGUGUCAGCUAGUGUUGAGUCAAUCAGCUUCUUAGAGCUCCAGUUCCAAGACUCCAUUGGCUCAUGGGCACCCCCUGAAAGUUAUGUGACAUCAUGGCAACGAUUCUCCAUGUACUGCCACAAUUUUAAGAGUCACACUCUGCUAAACAAAUAAACCCAUAAAUAAACUCACCUUUAAUGUAGUAGUAGUUGCAUUUCUAGUUUGGUCUUUGUCAUCUGCAGCCUGAUGUCCAUUAGUAGAUUCCUUUUCUUUUACUAAGUGGUCCUCAUAAAGCUCUUCUACAGAAGAGCUGACACUCACUACUAGAUUUACAGUAUUGACUUACAGUCAAACAAAACAGCAUACAAUAAACAGCAUCUUACAUUAUUCAGUGGUGCUCUGUCAGUGGUAAAAAGUUAGUUAACUGCCUCAGUUACACAAUAUCUACUUAAGCCACCAUCCACAACUGGAUACAGUAUACCCAUGUAAAUCUGAGGGGGCAAAUCCCAGAGUGUACUGAUCUGCACAAGGAUGCAUUUUAUUUCUUAUGAAUUCAGUUCAUAAGAGUAUAUCUAUACCUCUAUAUACUCUUAAAGCACAUGUGCAGACUGGCUCCACUGUUGCCCAUUUAGCAAGUUUUUCAGUAGAGUUAGUCAUUUCAUGUUAUAGCUGAAUGUGAGAGGCCUUACUAUACUUUAAAACUUAAAAAGGUUGGGAAAUGUAUCCAUGGAAAUAAUGUCAUAAGUGGUCCCAGAGGUUCUUUGUAAAAGGCUCAACUUGAGCUAGAUGGUUAGAUAUACCAAAUUAAAAAUCGAGAUGGAAACAAGAAAGAAAAGAACAAGUAGCACACCUUGCAGUUUUGUAGAGAAAAAUCUAGGAGACAUUAAGUCCAA